Messenger RNA from Penicillium pulvis, 1260 nucleotides. RefSeq names its product Protein kinase domain-containing protein. Gene Ontology annotation, biological process: protein phosphorylation; intracellular signal transduction. Gene Ontology annotation, molecular function: protein serine/threonine kinase activity; ATP binding. Lineage: Eukaryota; Fungi; Ascomycota; Eurotiomycetes; Eurotiales; Aspergillaceae. The coding region runs from base 1 to 1260 and encodes 419 amino acids. Gene Ontology annotation, cellular component: cytoplasm. The transcript is spliced from 2 exons. The record is from RefSeq and is a predicted model, not a curated record.
AUGUGCGAUGAUGUAAUGUUUCAUGGCUACGAAAUUGGCAGAAACGACGAAUUCAUCUUUCAAGAUGAAGAGAAUUCUGCCAUGAUUGAUUUUCUAGACCCGAUCGCUAAUGAUGACACAGCGACUCGUCCGACUCAAAUAUGCAAAAAGUUGAGUGACCGUUUGGAGAUCUAUGGUACCCUUGGCUAUGGUAGCUUUGCAGCUGUGUACCUCGCCCGAGAGAGAUGCGGUCCUGGAGAGGAUCCUCGAAAUGUCAGACAUUAUGCUGUCAAGGUCGAGCGACACAGCACAGUUUUCAGUGCCAACCAGGGACAUAUGUCGCCCCCUGCGGUGCCAAUUCAUGAUAACGCCGAUCAGGCGAGGUAUAUCCCCACUGAAGCGUUAUAUCUCCUUUUUCUGACAUGCAGUAACAAGUUCCCCAAGCUUGACUCCGUCUACAUUCAUGACCGACAUCAAACAAUUAUUAUGUCGGCAUGUGUUGAUCCGUCUCUAGAUCGAUGGGCACCAGCAGCAGGCUCUUGUGCACAGCUUUUUCCCUCGUUUACAGGCAAAUAUCUCAUGGCCAGAGAUAAUAGGCCCCUCCUCGAUGAAAUGUCUGCUUGCAAAGUUGCAGCGCAGCUUCUAGAAGCAAUUGCUGACAUGGCACAGAUCAAUCUUGUUCAUUUUGAUCUUUCAGUCCUCAACUUCGUCGUUGACCAGAGCCUGAAUGUCCAACUUAUUGACCUUGGCAAUGUUUGGUUCGGACUCGAGGAUGAGGAUUUUUUCUGCUCCCUAUAUGCAUACAUAGCCUUCCAGGAAUACCAAAUGUUGCCUGAACUAGCUGAGAUCUUGUUCCGACCCGAGAAUCGUCGACGUGACUUGCACCAUAAUAUGUGGAUUGAUUUUGAAAGUGAUGUUCGUCAAAUCACGUUAUGGAAGUACGGCGUUAUCGUAUAUGGGCUUCUGCACGGUUACUGGCCCUGGGAUAAUCCUCCGGCUGGUGGCCAUGAGAUGGAUUUACUAGAGUAUGGUGGUGAGGAUAAUAAGAGGGUUUAUGAUCGACGAGUGAGAAUGAUGUAUGAUGAUUUGCCGAUGAGGGAGGAUUUGUCUCAGGAUUGCAAAGAUGUGCUGCGUCAUCUUUUGCAGAGGGACCCUGCCAAGCGCCCGUCUUUGGCAAGCUUGGUUACGUAUCCUUGGUUCUCGCAGUGGACAUAUCAGAAUCGUAUCUACGAGCGGCCUUUUUCACAGGACUUUCAGAAUGCCUACUGUCAGUCUAUUUAG